Molecule: messenger RNA, 1365 nt
Organism: Ostreobium quekettii
Lineage: Eukaryota; Viridiplantae; Chlorophyta; Ulvophyceae; Bryopsidales; Ostreobiaceae
Source: the annotation of a GenBank genome assembly
AUGAAUUUCGGCCGGCCAGACGACAAACCACUAGAAGAGGUCAUCGGGAAGGGUGGGACGUGCCAGAUGGACAUGAUAUCACGGACGUCCUCUGGACUGGCAGUUGUCGUGCAGAGACUCAACACCACCAAACCAGUCACUGAGAAAGGCAACCAGGACAUGCGGCGCAUCAGCCGCGGGUGGUCCAAGGUGCAAGGGAAGCUGCUGGGGAACAAGCAGCGCCCGUUCUUUGUGUACCCAUGGAAGACCUCCCUCUGGGUGGAUUUCAAGCUGCUAGCGUGGAUGAUGGGUUUUCCGCUGGCGAUUGGCUUGGGCCUGGUGUUCCUGAGCUUCAAAGACAAGGUCCUCGAGACCACGCCCGAUGAUCACAAGUUGUAUGCCUUUGUGGGAAUGCCUCUGCUGGGCUUCGCCACAGGUGUAUUCGUGAACUCGUGGAUUGGGUUCUACUUCAGCAUCCACAUGAGCUACCUCAGCUACGCCGUGGUCAUCACGUUGCUGCCAGCUAUGUCCAUGGCGGUGUAUUUUGCCCUCACUUCCCUCAUAUUUCCCUUCUACAACAUCCCAAUAUGCUCCAUGCUCAUUCUGACUGGCGGGGUGUUCCUUCUGAGCUACCCGCACCUGCCUUACAGACUCAAGCUGAAGAAAGCUGUGAGGAAAGACUUACUCAACGCCCUCAUCAUCAUGGACUUUCUUGUUUUGGUUUUUGUCGUAAAUCGCCUUCUUGUGAUGAACUUCGGGCAGCGCGACGCCACGUCGCUGUUGGUCCUUUCUGUGCUGUACCCCAUACUGGUCAUGAGAAGCACAACGGACUGCGCCCGCCUUGCCGAGGCCUUCAACAGGAAGACGGUGUCAGUAGUGGAGGCCUUCUUUACAUUUGUGUCUUCUGUGUUCCAGAUGAUUGUGUUCCUCGGAAUCGAAGAAAAAGUAAGGCCGUUGAUCGUCUUCAUCCUGCUCAACAUCACCGAUUUCGGGUGCCUCUUGCUAUCGGGGCCCCUCAUCGCGUUCGCCAAGAAGAAAAACAUCGUGCUGCUCAAGAGACACAAGAACAGCGCAGAAGACGAUGAUUUUACGGAGGGCCUGGACGUGUUCCUUCGGUGGGUCAAGGAUCCGCUCAAGCUGAAGCCGCUGCUGGUGAAGACCUACUGCGAAGUCGCCGCCAAGGGGUCGUUCAUCAUUCUGUCACUUGCGAUUCGAUUCGGCCCUUCCAAGGAUACCGCGGGCUUCCCUUUUAUACACACCGUCUCGCAGUCAGUGUUCAACGAGGCUGUCUACUUCACCUCCAUCGAACUGGCAAUCUGGACCUGCCUGCAGUACACAGUGGAGAUCUAUCUGCGGCGCAAUCGCUGCCAGUACAUGCUCCAGUGA